GCUAUGAACCCGGAUGCUACAUCCCUAGAGACAAUGAAAACACUCGUACGCAUUUAACAAAAUCCUUGAGCUUGUUAAAUCACUCGCUGGCUGGCAGUGCAAGCGAAAGGAUGUAUAAUUUACUGCUGUUGUUUGGAAUAUUCAUUUCUGGAGUGAAAUGCGGUUAUUACUUCGUUACGGCGCCAAAUAUAAUACGGUUUAACCACGAUGAGACGGUUGUUGUGAGUGUAUUUGGACUGAACAAUGCAGUUGUCAAGGUCUGGCUUCAACACGGCGAUAAAAAGUUUUCCGAGAUCGAUGCUCGCGUUCUGAACGAAAACGCACCGAGGCAUGCGAUUAUUAAAGUCACAGAGAAUGAUCUGUUUGACCCUGAAGUUGAAGAGAAGCCAAGAAAAAUCAAACUAUGUUCGGAAUGGAAUGGACAGACACAAACAAGAGAAGUAAUAGUAAGCUAUCGCACAGGCUACCUGAUUGUACAGACAGACAAGCCGAUCUAUACUCCUCAACAAAAAGUGAAAAUAAGAACUUUAGCACUUGACGAGUCCUUAAAAGCUGUUGUUGAUGGCUGGCAAGUGGGUAUGGAUAUUGUCAGUCCGUCAAAUUUAACAAUGGCAAGGAGGAGGAUGGCACAUAAGCCCAGUGGAUUCUAUCAACACGAGUUUACCUUGCCACCUUACCCGGAAGUAGGAUUAUGGACAGCUAGAGCUUUUUAUGAGGGACAGUACGAAACAGAAUCCCGCUCACUCUUUGAAGUUCGAGAAUAUGUUCUUCCUACAUAUGGUGUAACCAUUGACGUCGAUGUUCCGUUCAUUCUUCAGGAUACAGCUGACAUAUUGGUCACAGUAACAGCCAAGUACGUAUAUGGCAAGCCUGUGCAUGGAAAUGCAAGACUUACCUUGAACUUGAAAGAUGAAAAUGGAAUCAGCGAAUACAUUCUGGAUGUCGGGAAAAAGUCGAUGGAAACUGGAAAUCAAGACAUUGAAGGAAGUGUAACUGAAUUCUCUAUUCCUGUUGAUCGUAUCCUAAAUUCUCCGCUGCUACAAAACAGUGAUUUCCCGGCCGGGAAUCGGUUAGAAGUGGUUGCUACGGUCCUAGAAAGCGCCACCGGCAAGGAAGAAGCUACAAGCCACGAAGGAACAAUAUUUGCCAUUCAGCCGUAUAUAUUCAAGUUUACGAGGUCAAAAUUAUACUUCCGACCAGGAUGGGAGUAUUUCGUGAAGGUUGAAAUGUUAUUUGCAAACGGACAACCAGUUACAGGGGAAAAACUGAAAGUGAAGAUGUUUAAGAACGAUCAGUUUGAUAGCUCUAUAGAAGCAGUGACAGAUAGCAAAGGACGAGCUGUGUCCAUUUUUAUAACUUCACAAGAUGCCGCUAAAAUCACGUUUAAGGCAGCGACUUUAGAUGAACGACAAGAGAGUGAACCAUUUGAAGUGACUGCAUAUGCUGGACAGAAUCAGAUUCAAGUGGAACGUAUUAUUACCAACGACAACAUGAUGUUAAUGCGAGCAUUUACAAACAUACAAGGUGCUGGCUACACUGGAAUGCUUUUCAUGGUGGUGACCAGAGGACAGAUUGUAUACACACAGUUUAAAGACGCAGCAAACCAGGCUAGUGUAGAGAUACCGGAAGAUCUCCAAGAGAUAAUAACUCCCAAUGCUCGCCUUCUUGUAUUCUAUGUCGACAAAAAUACUCAUGAGCUGGUCGCUGAUUCCAUCAAGUUCGACGUAGAGAAGAAAUGCCGUGGUCAUGGGCUUAACUUGGAGACGAUAAAACCCCUACUGAAACCUGGAUCCAAUGACCAGUUGACUAUUUCUGGCUCCCCGCUUAUGUGGGUUGGUCUUAAUGUUAUCGACAAAGCCCUCCUACUACUCAACGACAAAAACGUUCUUAGGAAAAGCAAGAUGUUCGAUGUUCUCCAGUCACAUGACAUUGGAUGUGGAGAGGGCAGCGGAGAAACGAAUGGUGAUGUAAUCAUGAAAUCCGGACUGACGGUAUUAACGAAUGCUAUGGUAGAUGAGGACCGCAUUGUGAGGAACAAAGAAAAUUGUGAAGGAAAGAAGAGGAGAAAACGUGAUAUUGACACUGACAGUUGUUACUAUGGUGUUGACGAAACGUGCUGUGAUAACGGAUACUAUUACGCGGAGGAACUUAUCUACGAAGCCGAUUUCCCAGAACGUCUAGAUCCGUAUGUUAAUUGCUUUGUAAAAGCAAGAAAUCUGACUGACGGCAUAUCAGAUAAGACAAGUAAAACGGCUCUGCCAACGAAAUGUAUCAUGGCUUUUUUUCUAAGCUGCAUGGAGGAACUAGAGGACAGAAUAGGAACAGACUUUAUUGUAUCAAAAUCCUUGGGUGACGAGAGUGAAUAUGCCGCGGACCUUGCACGGUUGGCAGACGCAGGAGUCAAGCCUAGAACCAGAUCAGAUUUCCGGGAAUCAUGGCUUUUUGAGGUCGAUCAGCUUGAUCAAAAUGGACAGAAAAAGAAAAUACUUAAUUUUCCAGACUCUAUAACCGAAUGGAAGAUACAAGCAGUUGGAAUAACUCAAGACAAGGGCAUAUGUAUAGCUGAUGCAAUCGAUGUAAAAACGUACAGAGACUUUUUCGUACAGCUUGAUCUUCCCUAUAAGGCCGUCCGUCUGGAACAUUUUGACGUGAAAGCAACUAUAUUUUCCUAUGGACUUCCUGUUGAUGACAACAAACAGGCUAAUAUAUACUUGCACGGUGUAGAACAUCUUUGUUAUAACAAAGACGCAGGAGAAGAAUCCCCUAGAAUAAGGAUCGAAUUGCCACCUAACAGUGCCAAAACCGUGAGUUUUCCCAUGAUACCACUCAGACCUGGAAAGUUUCCGGUGAAAGUAAGCGCCAUGGUUACAGAUUUUGGCAUACCGGAAGUUGACGUAAUUGAAAAGAAGUUAUACGUCGUGAAUGAAGGUGUGGAAGAACAGAUCGCAAUAAAUGUUUGUUUAGACCCCAAGAAUCAAAAAGAUGACUGCAGAAAUGAUGAUCGAGUAAAAAGCGAUGUUCGAGGAAGCCACGAAAGGGUGUACGAAAUAGACCUCACACUUCCAGAAAACAGUAUUCCGCAAACCGGUGCAGCUACGGCGUAUAUUCAAACUAACAUAAUGGACAACGUUGUGAAUACUAUAAUAGAGGGUGUUGAAUCUCUGUUUCAACAACCGGCUGGUUGCGGGGAACAGACAAUGAUUCGACUUGCGCCAACAGUAUCUGCCAUGUAUUACUUAAAGGAAACAGAUCAGGUGACAGCUGAAAUAGAAGUUAAGGGAAACCAGUAUAUUAGGGAUGGUGUGAACCGCGAGGUGUCUCAGUACCGACAUCCGGAUGGAUCUUAUGCCGCCUGGCAAAACCGGCAGUCAAGUACCUGGCUGACGGCAUUUGUUGCAAAAAUAUUUUGUCAAGCGAAGAAGGUUGUGGACGAUGCAGUCGACGAAGAAAAAGAUAUAAAAUUAACAAUAGACUGGCUGAAAAACCAGACUGACGAUGGCUCAUUUGUUGAUCAUAUGCCGGUUAUACACCGAGAAAUGAUUGGACAAAUCAAUGAAAGGGAUCCGUCGCUCACCGCCUUUGUACUGAUCACGUUACAGGAAUGCGGUAUAAAAUCGGAUGGUUUGAAAAACACCAUUAAAAAGGCAAGAGAGUAUUUGGAAGUUUUACCGGAAGAGAUGUUAAAGAAUAACCCUUACUUACUGGCAAUAAGUACAUACGCUUUGGCUUUGACAGACAGUAGAGAAAAAUACAGAUUCAAGGGGUUAUUACACGAAAUGGAAAAAAGGGAUGGGCAAGAUAUGUAUUGGGUAAAUGCUGACGGCAAGCCUGGAAGUGCUCAGUCCGUGGAAACAACAUCAUAUGCACUUCUUGCUAUGAUUGAAUUCGGUGACUUCAAAAGUAGUGCGUUUAUCGUUAGGUGGCUAACGUCUCAAAGAGAUGCAAGAGGAUCGUUCAAAACAACACAGGAUACAGUAGUCGGUCUUCAAGCGCUGUCACGAUACAGCAUAGCAACUUAUGAUCCUGACGUGGAUCUCGCAGUGGAAUUGUUAGCAGAAGGCUGGGCUGGAAGUCAGUUUGAUGUUAAUAAGGAGAAUGCUGUAGUUCAAAAGAUUGUUAAAAACUUACCUGUAGAGAAAGGAAAUAAUGAGUUGACUGUGAAAGUUAGCGGCCGGGGAAGUGGUAUCAUGACAAUUGACUUGCGGUAUAACAGACCAGCUAGUGAAGAGGAAGAGUGUCCUUUUGAAAUUUCUGCUAUUGAUGUCGGCGAGAGUAAUGAUGCUCCAAUUGAUGUUAAUCUAGGAAAUGAACGGAACUGUGAUGUGUGCGGUCAAUGUGAAGAUGAACCUGAUGAACCAGAUUAUGACUUUUUUGAUCCUCCUGCGGAGGCAGAACCUAAAAUUGAAAGUAACUUUGGAAGACGGAGGAGACAGGCAAACAGGAAAGUUAGAGCUACCAGUUCCAAAAAAUGUAUCCGAUUUAGUGUCAGUUCUAAAAAUGAGAAAGUGCAUGGCAUGUCCAUUGUUAAUUUUGGACUAGAGACUGGUGUGGAAAUUGUCCAGGACGAUUUAGAGAAGCUUGUGGCAGACAAUCCAAACAUUGCAAGAUAUGAAAUGCCAUCCAAUGGCAGAGGCUUUGUGGUGUUUUAUUUAGACGAGGUCACAUCAAACGAAACAAAGUUCAUAUUCCGUCUGAAAGACAUGUUUGAAGGUAACAUAAAUUCGAGACAACCAUCAUCUGUUAAGGUCUACGACUACUAUCAUCCAGAUCAGCAUUGCACACAGUUUUAUGGAACCGGUCCAAACAGAGGUCAGAGCGUUUCAUAUGAAUGCGACAAAGAUAAUAAACAAUGCCAGUGUUUACAAAGCAUGUGUGCACAGCCUGCAGAAGCUGAAAUAUUACAACUUAUUAAAAGAAGGCAGAAGCCCGCUCUUAAGCUGUAUAGACACACCUGCAAUCCAGAAAAGGCAAACUAUGCUGUCGAGGUGGAGAUCGAAUCAUUGGACUAUAACCAAAAAACUAAUCAGAAAAUUGCUCGUGGCAGAGUAUUGAAAAGUAUACAUCGAGGAAUAGAGCAACUAGAAAAUGGUGAUGAGAUGGCAUUCUUCUGGAGUUUGAACUGUGAACAGCCUCAUUUGGAAGAAGGGAACAAGUAUUAUGUUAUCGGACGAGAUGGCAAUAUAUUCAAAAUAGAUGGUCAUGAGGAAUAUCGUUAUCCGUUAAUGGGAACUGCUGUAGUAAUCAGGUCUUUUGAACCACGUGAGCGGAAACGAGGAACACAGAACUUAAAGAUCUUCCAAGUCGUAAAAAAGUACCAGCAAUUGAUGAAUUUGAGGGGAUGUGCGAGUUAAACCGUGCAGAAAUAUAUGUGGCUUGAAAACUAGCACGCACUUCUAUAAUAUUCUGUUUAUGUGCUUGCAACACAGAGGACAUAAAAUAUUUUCAUGAUUGUCGUAAAUACUUUUAACACUGAACGAGUGUUAACCACAGAAUGAUAUUUUCUUUAAUUUCCUUCAAUCACAUGUCGAGGUGUUUGAUCCAUUUUUUUUUGUAACAGUAUUUUUCCUUAAUUUCUCUGAUUUGCAAUUUUAGAUAAUACCACUAAUCAUAAAUAUCGUUCUAAAGAAGUCCGAGGGUGGUAAUUGGAACAUAUUCAUUUUAAAAUAUCUUCAUCACUGCCAAAUUUAUCUUCAAAAACGAUUUCUGUUGCCUAUUUUAGCCAUUUUUGAGACGGCUAUUUUUUCUUUAAUUUGAACUUUAAAUUUAUUUGUAGACGGAUUUUUAAAACAUUUUGAGGGUAACUUCUCAAAUUUUGUCAUUCGCUAGCAGUUUAGAAAGCGGAAAAAAAAAUACAUUGGUAAGAGAUUUGGCAUUUUCAACUAUAAAAUGUAUGUAUAUAUAUAAAUAUAUGUAUAUAUCCUGUAACCAUCUCUUAAAUAUUCUUAAAAUUAUGUAUAACUUGUAUCUUUAAUUGUGAAAACUGGUUUUGCAAGAUAAAGAAAAUUUAUAUGAAAAAACAUGUUAUGCAUUAGCAUAUCAAGCAUAACUUUAUAUUGAUUAUCUUAAGCUGGUAAUUCUGGUAAUUUAUUCACAGAUGUAUUUAUAUAAGAUUAAACCGUGUCAUUCAGAUGAUCUUGAAAUCAUCUUUGAGCUCCAUGACCCGAAAAGCUAUAGUUGAAUACUGAGCCUGAACAAAUCAACGUUCAAAGACUUAAACUUGGACUUGGACCAUAAAAAAAUAAUAAAAGAAAAUAGAAGUUUUUUUUAUUUUGCUCUAUGCAUUGCUAAACUGGUACAUAUUGAAACAGACUUUGGAUUCUGCAAUUAAAGACAACACAACAUAAUUAUUUCCGUCAGUAUAAACUUUAAAAAACAAACUUAUGGCAUUUGAAUAUUUGCUUGUCUGAGCUGUAGAAUUUAAACGUUGAUGAAUACUGGCCCAAAUAUCCAUGUGUCAUUUUGAAACAAAACAGCCGCAGUCUAUAACUUUUUUAUUAUAAUGCAGUCAAACUACUUUUUUAUUAAGGUAAUCGCUUGUAGAUAAAUACUUGUGAACAAGUGUAAAUGGUAAUACUUUCCAACGGUUUGCCAAAAAAUAAUCAAAGAUAAUGUGCAAGAUAUUUUUUGCUUAUUAAAUGAUAUUGGCAUGUCAUAAAUGGUUAUGUACUACUAGCCUAAGGGAAUAGCCAAUGUGCUUAUCUAGGUCUUACUUUACCAUUUAUUCAAACGUAACUUCUCUAUUGCACACGGCAUAGUUAUAACCGGUUAUUAUACUUUUUUCAAGGUUUGUUCACUGUAUUGUAAGGUAUAUAAUAGAAAAAAACUCAUUUCAUCAAAUGAACAUCAUAGUAAUAAUGCUAACGAAUGGCGUAUUAACGGGUUAGUGGUCAUAAUAAAAAAGACAUAUGAAUUUUCAUCAACAUUAAACAUAUAGCUCGUCCGAUUAUUGAAAAAAGGUCAAUGAGUUUUUGCCGCCACUUGACCAUCGGCAUUUGCGUUGGUCAAGAUUUUUGUUUAGGUCCACCUUUUCUCAAAAGCUACAAAAGAUAAAGCUUUAAAAGUUUACACGCGUUUUAACGUAAUUUGGGAAAAGAAUCAUAACCCGCACUUGCAAUUUCUCAGAAUAAUGACCCUUUUUGUACUUAGAAAAUCUGAAUUUCUUUGUUAAACCUUUUGUUUAGGUUCAUAUUUCUAUUACUGUAGGAGCAAUAGCUUAGAAACGAUAAGUAAGUGAACCAAGAACCAUUACUCAUGCUCAUAUUUUGUCAGAAUUAUUGGCAUUUCUGUAGUUAAACGAGUGAAAUUACUUGAUUAAAUAAUUUGUUUAGGUCCACUUUACUUGAAUACCAUAAAAGCAAUAAAUUGAAACUUUACAGAGUUGUUUAUCACCAAUAGACAAGUAAGUAGGCUAAAAACCGUAAUUCAGAUAUGCAUUUCCUCAGAACUAUGGCUCUUUGCGUACUGAAAAAUUGUAAUGUUUUGGUAUUUUUUGUUAAGGUCCACGUUUCGUGAUAGCUAUAAGAGCUUUAACUUUGAAACUUUGUGUACUUGUUUAUUACCAUAAGAUGUGUAAAUAGUGUACGAACAAUUGCAUUUUGUCAGAAUUAUGGCCAUUUUAACUUUGUAUUACUUUGUUAAUGUUUUAUUUUUGUUAAGAUUCACUAAACUUUGAACUAUACACUUCUGUCAUCAAUAUGUGAAUAAGAAGGUCAAGAGCCGUAACUCUUUUCUUGUAAUUUACCUUACGUCUAGCAGUUACAGACAAGCGAAGGCAUCCGCAGGCGGUGCUGCAUUUUCAAAGAUUUUUUUUUUGUACAAAAAUGUGAACCUAUCGCUAAGGUAAUUCAAAGUGUAUGACGUAACGUCACAUAUUUUUGGAACAUAAAUAAUUCUACGCAAAUGAGUGACCAUGGUUAUUCUUGUUGAUCAACUGUAAUGCUUGUAAUAUAUUUUGAGUUUUUAGCGACAGACUUUAUUAUUGCAGAAGAAUUUUUAAUUUUGCUUUCACUAAUCAAAGAAUAGCCAGUAGAAUUAUAUUUGAUAUUCUGUUCGUUUGAAUUGAUAGACCUUAGGGAUAUAAUCCCACCGUUAUAUUUAAAUAUACCACUGUAAAGCAUAUUAACCCUUACAAUGCUGGACACGAUUGAUUCUGCCUUUGCGACCAGUGUAGAUCAGGAUCAGCAUGCACAUCCUUGAAGUCUGAUCUUGAUCUGAACUGUUCGCCAUUUAAUCAGUAUCUUUUUGGUAUGCAUCCUUUUAACAUUUAAUGGUACUGUCCAAAUCUACAGGUGGACAAGUUCAUCAUAGGAAUUUAGCAGGCUAAAGGUAAGCCAUGCGAAUUUAUUAUAUGCCGCCCUAAACUUAAAUGUUAUAUUUGCAUUUUAACUGCAUUUUAACGUUGUGACGUCUUGACGUAGCUCGUGACGGUUUGAAGGAGAAUGGGAAAUGUUAUAAAAUAUGGCUGUAUUAUAAUUGAAAAGACGUAAAUUCAGUUUGAGUAUUUAAGGCACUGAUGAAACGUAUUUAUCCUUAUUUUCAUAAUUUUAAACAUUGUUUACAAAGAAUUCGUUAUGAGUUUACACAUUGACUGUAAUAAAAGAAAAUACAUAUGUUUUAUUUUUUCGGCUAACCUUUAUUUCAAGAACAAGACACAUUUGAUAUGAAUCUGUUUUUUGUUUAAGAAAAUCUUACUUCUCAUCUUUGUUUAGUGGAUAAAGUGGAUUGUUUUACAAACAGAACAGACGUCACAACAUAGUGGAAUUUAAUGAUUUGCACUACUUACAUUGUUACUAAAUCUCCGCUCAUCUCUCAUUUACAUGAUUAAAUAAUGAAAUUGAAUACCCAGAAAACAAAAGAAGUAAAAAAAGCCAUGGCCACAGACUAAAUCUUCACGACUGUAUUUAAAAUGCAUUAUUACAAAGGCCACUCGAAUAUCUAUAAUACAAACAAUUAUCAACUAAAAGUUAUUAAACAUAAUAACGUAGACGGAUUUUAUUGUGAUCAUUUAUUUGGUAAUAAAUCGCGUAAUGCCCGCAGAGGCAGGUAUAGUGGUGGCAUAAGCGUAUAUUUUAAGCAAACACUAGGAAAUAAUAUAAAAAUAGUGGAAAAGAACCAAAAUGGAAUUAUAUGGGUAGAACUUGGUAAGAAUCUUUUUGCAUUCGAAGAAAAUGUUUAUAUAUGUAAUACGUAUUUAACGCCAAAUAACCUUGUACUUGUUGAUAACGAUUUUGAUUUUUUUGAGGUAAUUGAAACUGGUCUAGAGAAGUAUAGACUGCAGGGUAAAUGCUUUGUUACAGGUGAUUUUAAUAGUCGCACUUCUGAUAUUUCUGAUAUCCUAGAUUAUGACAUGUACAUUGAUGUAGACGACAUGUUGUCAAACCAUCCGUUAAUUCCUACUCGAGAAUCUCGCGAUAGGGUACUUGAUAGAAAUGGGAGGCGCUUGAUUGAGCUUUGCCAAUCAACGUCCUACGUUAUAGGUAACGGUCGAUUGCAUGAAGACUAUGGUAUAGGUGAAUUUACAUACCAUUCAAUGAAUGGGUCAAGCGUCGUUGAUUACUUGCUAUUGAAUAUUCAUGACUUUGAUUGUGUCUCAGAUUUUAAAGUUUUACAACCUAACGAGUUUUCUGAUCACUCGGGGAUUUCCUUUAAUAUCUUAAGUAAACAAUCUGUCCAACCAUUAUAUGGCGAAGAAUUGAAAAAAGAAACUAUAUUAAAAUGGGACGAUGAUAAAUUAACAGAGUUUAAGCAAUUAUUAUUAAGGGAUGUAAAUACAUUUUCAACCCUUACAGAACGAAUAUACAAUAAUGAGAAUAUUGAUGAAGUAACAGAUAUAUUUGUUGAUACUUUAAAGUUUUCUGCUCAGAAUCUUUUUGGUAAAGAGCGGGUAAUCUUUAAAUCAGAAUUUUCUAAAUCCUCUACGAGUAAAAAGCCUUGGUUCGAUGCCAACUGUUUUACUAUGAGAGCCCAAUUUAAGAGAGCUAGGAAUUUAUUCUUAAAAGAUAAAACUAAUGUCAACUUAAGACAAGAUUAUUUACGUUCUAAAAAUAGUUACAAUAAAACGCUACGAACAAGUAAGAAAAAAUACAAAAGGAUCGAAGCUAAAAGCCUCACAAAUUUAAGUAAAUCGCAACCACGUAAGUUUUGGAAAAAAGUUAAAAAGCAGUAUGCUAAAACUCCCGUAAAAGCUAAUGAAUUAAAUAAUUCUGAUUUAUUUACCCAUUUUAAAAACUUAUAUAGCUCUGAAACGAAUGACAGGGAACAAAUAACUAACCAACCUUUGAUUGCAGAUGACGAUUUAGAUGGAGCUAUAACUAUCGCAGAAAUUAAAGAUGCAGUUUUCUCACAAAACAAUAAUAAAAGCGCAGGUAUUGAUACUAUUAUUGCGGAAAUAUAUAAGCAUUCUUUUGACGUUAUUUCGCCCUUUUUAUUGGCAAUUUAUAAUAGAAUUUUUGAACAGGGGGAAUAUCCUAAGAAAUGGGGAGAAGGUAUUAUUGUCCCAAUUUUUAAAGGAGGGAACAUUGAAGAUUCUAAGAACUAUAGAGGAAUUACUCUGAUAAACGUUAUUGCAAAAAUUUAUUCCCAAAUAUUACUUAACCGUCUAACCAAAUGGUCUGUUAAGCAUAGUAAAAUUAUUGACAAUCAGUUUGGCUUUCAGAAAAGAAAAUCUACGAUAGACUGCAUAUUUUUGUUACACUCAAUAAUUGCUAAGUCACUGUCACAGGGUCAGAAGAUUUACUGCUGUUUUUUAGAUUUCGAGAAAUGUUUCGACAAACUAGAUCGAUCUUUUAUUUUUCAAAAGUUGUUUACAGAAAACGUUAGCUCAAAAUUUAUAAUAGCGCUACAAAGUAUGUAUGCAUCAGUUAAAGCAGCUGUAAGGUAUAAUAACAAAAUUUCGCCGUUCUUUGAUUCAAAUAUUGGGGCAAAACAAGGUGACCCCAGUUCCACUUUAUUAUUUUUAUUCUUUGUAAAUGACAUAUUACAAAACAUAAAUUCCAAUAUAGACGGUCUUUUUACAAUUGAUGACGUCAAAAUAUUUAUUUUGCUAUUCGCUGAUGACGCAGUUUUAUUUGCGCAUUCGCCUACAGCACUUCAGUCUAUGUUAAAUGAUUUACACGCAUAUUGCCAAAGAUGGGGACUUAAAGUAAAUACCAAUAAAACAAAAAUUAUGAUUUUUGAAAAAGGCCGACAUACUCAACACAAUUUUAUAUAUAAUGAUACAGCGUUGGAAAAUGUGAAAAUAUUUAAGUAUCUUGGAAUAAAUUUGUUCAAAAAUGGUCAGUGGUACCGAACACAAAAGAAAUUAGCACAACAUUCCCUGUUUUCAUUACACAAUUUAUUUACAGUAUUUAACCAGUUAGAAUUAUCUAUUAAUGAAAAAUUUAAACUUUUUGAUAGCAUUGUUGGUUCAGUUUUAAACUACGGUGCUGAAAUUUUUGGUUAUCAUGAAGGGAAAAAUAUAGAAAUGAUACACUGUAAAUUUCUUAGAAAAAUCUUAUGCGUAAAAAAGACAACAAAUCUUGAUGGACUUUAUGGUGAAACGGGGAGACAUCCCAUGCGAAUACAACGAAAAUUAAUUAUGAUAAAAUAUUGGUUAAAAAUACUCUCUUUAGGUAAUGACUGCUUGCUGAAACGAAUGUAUAACGUCCUAAAACUUGAUGCAGAAAAUGGUCUUUCUUAUGGUGGAAAUAAUUGGGCAUUUCAAAUAAAACAAAAUUUAAAUGAAAUUGGAAUGACAAAUCUGUGGAUUAAUCAAGAACAUUUAACAAUAAAUUUUCUGCAAAUAAAAAGUAGAAUACUCGACAUCUAUAAGCAAGAAUGGUACGGUAGCGUUAAUAAUUCUAGUAGAUUAUCAACAUACAGUAUUUAUAAACAUUCUUUUGAAACAGAAGAAUAUCUUAAAAAAGUUAACAUUAACAAAUUUCGAAUUUCACUUACAAAAUUUAGAUUAUCGUCACAUAAUUUAGCAAUAGAAACCGGACGAUACGAGAAUGUUACACGUGAAAACAGACUUUGUACAAAAUGCAAUUUAAAUGUAGUAGAAAAUGAAUUCCACUUUUUGUUAGUUUGCCCGAAAUAUUACAAUCUACGUCGCAAAUAUUUGAAACCAUAUUACUGUCGUUGGCCAACAGCACAAAAGUUUCAAAAUUUAAUGUCUGCAUCAAAUACUCAGAUAUUAAACAAUUUAUCUAAAUUUUUGUAUUUUGCAUUUAAGGAACGAAACAAUGAUUAAAGCAUUUUUACGCUCAUCAUCUACAUUACUUUACAUACUUAUUUUAUCAGUAGAACAUUAUUACUUUGUAAACUGUGAAUACGUAAAUACUUUCUCUGUAAAACACUAUCACUUAGUAAGCUGUGAGUCAUCUUACAUUACAUGAUUGUUUUUGUAAUUGUAUUGGCUAUAAAUGUGUAUUUGUCAUUUUAUGCCAAAUAAAGUAUAUGUUAUGUUAUGUUAUGUUAAUAAAAAGACUGAAAUUUUAUCUUAUUUACAUGUGACAAAAUUUUGUUUAUAUUUGCAAGAAUUCUCAGUGUUAAUUGAGGUCAAUUAGUGUGUCAUUAAUAAGCAUGAAGAAAACGUAUCGUGCAUGUUUAAAUCAACACGAGUGAAAGAGAAACAAAAAACAAACAGUUACCAUGUUUAUUUGGAGCAUCUUUAGCAAAUAGUAUAGUCACGCAUUUCUCUUCAUUUUUAAUUGUAUAAGUGCUUUACGAUUUUCUUAUUCUUCUGCAGUAUUUAUUGAUUCAGCGCAGGGCUUUUAAACAAAUAUAUGGAAUAAACAUUUGAUAUCUGAUGUUGAAAGUAAAUGAAAACGGAUUAAAUUAUAUUUCCAUUCAAAUCAUUUUUUCAAAAGUACUUCUGUUAAAAAAAAUGUGCUCGAAAAUUAGGUCAACUUCUAGUUAUUCUGUGCAAUAAUACUAGUAUAUUCUAUUUAACAACCAUUUUCUCUUAUGGGGUAGACUAAGUUCACUGAAAUGACUGUGCCAUAUUUUUUAUAGUUCAGUGCUAAUGUGUACUUUAUAAUACCACAUAGAAGUAUGAGCAAUUUAACAGAAAUGAAAAUGUCAUCUAUCAAAUAAAAAUAUGCAUAUAAAUUUUAUUUUCACCUUCACUGUUAAAAGAACUUUAGCUAUGGCAACUUUUACCUUUGUUUUCAUUUUUCUAUGUGCAUGCCUUAUAAUGUGCUUUUAUUGUCUUUUUGAUUAUUAUAUAAAUAAAACUAUAAACAGAAACAUCUCAA
Messenger RNA from Mercenaria mercenaria, 13235 nucleotides. Its product is annotated as venom factor-like. Gene Ontology annotation, molecular function: protein binding; endopeptidase inhibitor activity. NCBI's taxonomy places the organism in Eukaryota, Metazoa, Mollusca, Bivalvia, Venerida, Veneridae. The coding region runs from base 111 to 5351 and encodes 1746 amino acids. The transcript is spliced from 41 exons. Gene Ontology annotation, cellular component: extracellular region. The record is from RefSeq and is a predicted model, not a curated record.